CCUAACAUAUGUUUUGUAGAAUUUGCAAAAAUUUUAACAAUAAGCUUAAGUCUAAACUGUAGUUAAGUAUUAAAUGCUACGUCGCACAAUGGCCGAGUUCGACAUUACUGCCGGCUUACAGCAUGUACUGAAACGGAUCGAGUCGGUGUUACAAAGUCGCCCUCAGGAAAUUAAUACACCGAAACCUCUGCUGGUGGCUGUUAGCAAAACAAAGCCCGUUGAGUGUAUUAUUGAGGCUUACAAUGCCGGCCAGCGUCAUUUUGGAGAGAACUAUGUACAGGAGCUAGUGGAGAAGAGUCAACACCCGGACAUUCUGGCCCAAUGUCCGGAUAUCAAAUGGCAUUUGAUUGGACAUCUGCAGAGUAACAAAAUCAACAAAGUGCUUAAGCUACCUAAUCUGUACAUGAUUCAAACGGUGGACAGCGAGAAGCUGGCCAAUGGAAUAGAUGCCGCCUGGGCAAAGCGACAGCCCGAGCCCACUGAGCCGCUGCGAGUGCUUGUGCAGGUCAACACCAGCGGAGAAGAUGUGAAGAGUGGCGUUGACGCCAGCGCUGCGCCGUCUCUUUAUCAGUAUAUCAGCGAUAAUCUGAAGCAUCUAAAGCCCUUGGGCAUUAUGACCAUUGGCGCUUAUGGUUUCGAUUAUAGCAAUGGACCCAAUCCGGACUUUGUAGCUUUGCUGCAGGUGCAACGGGAGAUUUGUAAGGCCAAUUCAUUGCCAGCCGAUGCGGUGCAAGUGUCCAUGGGCAUGUCGAACGACUAUGACCGAGCGAUCGAAAUGGGCAGCACUAUAGUGCGCGUUGGCACAGCUAUUUUCGGACAUAGGCCCAAGGCGAGCGAGUGAACAGCCAAAGGAAUGUGGCACAUACUAGAGAGCCAACGCUCUCUCUCACACUCUAUACAGAAUUUGAAUGGCUACGUUUAAUACAGCUGCUUCCCAAUGACGUCUAUGUCGACCAGGCUAGCAAAGCAUAGGAAUAUUUCGUUUAUUUACCAUAUAUUGAUAUAGACGCCAUAUACUUAAGUGUAAAGAAAUGUUAUAAACUAAGCAUAUACAAAUUUAAUUUGCCUUGUAAAUAGGUAUAUUUAGAAUAUCGGCGGAUAAACAAAUGUUAUGCGUAGGUUGCGCCUUUCCUGUUACCUUUAGCAAUUUUAUUAUAGUUGUAAUUAUGUUAUUUUCAUAUUUCAAGAUUGUUAUCUUUGCUUUCGGAAAUUGUAUUCUAAAACACGAUGGAUUUCAAUAUUAUUUUCGGUAUCCCUUGAAUAUCUGCACUAUUCUGCAUUAUUUUUAAUUUGGCAUAGAAGAAACUUAUUCAUCUUUUUCUUUCGCUUGGCUUGCAGCCAAUGCGUCGCCUGGUUACAUGCCAAAUUUUGAAACGCUUUGAAAUUUCGUUCAAAAUCACUUUCAAAAUAGCAA
Drosophila arizonae is the source of this 1414-nucleotide messenger RNA. RefSeq names its product pyridoxal phosphate homeostasis protein. The record is from RefSeq and is a predicted model, not a curated record. Lineage: Eukaryota; Metazoa; Arthropoda; Insecta; Diptera; Drosophilidae. Gene Ontology annotation, cellular component: intracellular anatomical structure. Gene Ontology annotation, molecular function: pyridoxal phosphate binding.